Mesoplodon densirostris (Blainville's beaked whale) is the source of this 741-nucleotide messenger RNA. RefSeq names its product phosducin (gene PDC). Gene Ontology annotation, biological process: regulation of G protein-coupled receptor signaling pathway. The record is from RefSeq and is a predicted model, not a curated record. The transcript has 3 exons. Lineage: Eukaryota; Metazoa; Chordata; Mammalia; Artiodactyla; Ziphiidae. The coding region runs from base 4 to 741 and encodes 245 amino acids.
AAAAUGGAAGAAGCCAAAAGGCAAAGUUUGGAGGAAGACUCUGAAGGACAGGCCACACACACAGGACCCAAAGGAGUAAUAAAUGAUUGGAGAAAGUUUAAAUUGGAGAGUGAAGAUAGUAAUUCAUUCCCACCCAGCAAGAAGGAGAUUCUCAGACAAAUGUCUUCUCCUCAGAGUAGAGAUGACAAAGAUUCAAAAGAAAGAUUCAGCAGAAAGAUGAGCGUUCAAGAAUAUGAGCUAAUCCACAGAGAAAAAGAAGAUGAAAAUUGCCUUCGUAAAUACCGUAGGCAGUGUAUGCAGGAUAUGCACCAGAAGCUGAGUUUCGGGCCUAGAUAUGGGUUUGUCUAUGAGCUGGAAUCUGGGGAGCAAUUCCUGGAAACCAUUGAAAAGGAGCAGAAAAUAAUCACAAUCAUUGUUCACAUUUAUGAAGAUGGUAUUAAGGGCUGUGAUGCUCUAAACAGUAGCUUAAUAUGCCUUGCAGCCGAAUACCCUACAGUCAAGUUUUGUAAAAUAAAAGCUUCUAAUACAGGUGCUGGGGACCGCUUUUCCUCAGAUGUACUCCCCACACUGCUCGUCUACAAAGGUGGGGAACUCAUAAGCAAUUUCAUUAGUGUUGCUGAACAGUUUGCCGAAGAAUUUUUUACUGGGGAUGUGGAAUCUUUCCUGAAUGAAUAUGGGUUAUUACCUGAAACAGAAAUGCAUGUCCUAGAGCAGAGCAACAUGGAAGAAGAUAUGGAAUAA